AUGAGUUUAGGAGUACUUUACGUUAUAAUGACAUUGAUAUUGUUUUCUUUUGUGAUGAUCGAACAGCCUAAUGCAACCAAGUAUACUGGUUGGUCUUAUCAUUGGUUUCCACGAGCCUUGCAAUAUUAUUUCGGUGUGUGGUGCGGUAUGGUAGGAUCAUCUGUAGAUUGUCAUGCAUUGAUGACAUACCCGUCGGAGUACUUUGGUGAAUAUUCUGGAGCUAGAUGGUUGGCUAUAGUUAUGGAGAAGAAAGUUAUUGUCCGAUGGUUACCAGACAUAAUUUUCGGCUUGUUAGCUUUGAUAUAUUUCAGUCCUCCUCAUCGAAAUGAUGCGCAUUGGUCCUCUGUAUGGAUGUGGCGGAGUAUGGGAGUAACGUGUCUUGAAGCUCUACUACUUGUUGCCAUGAUCUAUGGCCAACCCUUACUCAGUCCUGAUAAACCAAACCCCAAGACCACUGACCCGCAAACUCCAGACACGGUACCCACUGGCCUCCGUGAGAGGACGGAUGCUGUGGCAACGGACGUGGAAGCCGGGUUAUUGGGAAUGGAGGAGGGAGACUAUAAAGAACUCGCUCUCAGCACACUCACUCGGUUCUUCGAUAGCAGAUAUUCUGUUGUCACGUGGAUAUGGAGCUCCAAUUGGUUCACAAAAGUCGCACCUGGCUACACCAACGUACUAGGUUACCUACUACAUUUCCCGCUCGUUUGGCAACCUAUGUUCGACAAGAACAAAACCAUUUCCGGGCAAAAAUCACUUCUCUUUAUGCUGGUCCUUUGGUGGCUAUGUCUUAUUGGGAACUGCCUCUUUAGCAAAAUCAAGACAAUACUCGACCGAUGCUUUUUCUCCAUCUCACAGUAUGUUGUCUCAUAA
Messenger RNA from Gregarina niphandrodes, 870 nucleotides. RefSeq names its product putative transmembrane protein. The record is from RefSeq and is a predicted model, not a curated record. The transcript has a single exon. Lineage: Eukaryota; Apicomplexa; Conoidasida; Eugregarinorida; Gregarinidae. Bases 1 to 870 code for a protein of 289 amino acids.